AUGCAGUUCACCAGCCUUGCCGUUCUCUUCAUGGCCAGUGUUGUCUAUUCUUUGCCUGCGCCUGCUCCUGCCGCCGUGGGGUUCAGCACCCUCGAAACCAGAUUUAACAUUGUCUCCGAAUGCGCUGGCUCCAAGUGCCGGGUCGAUGGCAAGGACUAUGACUGCUACGUUGGCACUUGCGCGGACGGGCAACACUGCGGUGGCCCCAAUGUUAACAACCUUGCCUGCAACAUGUAG
Aspergillus chevalieri is the source of this 237-nucleotide messenger RNA. RefSeq lists its product as uncharacterized. Lineage: Eukaryota; Fungi; Ascomycota; Eurotiomycetes; Eurotiales; Aspergillaceae. The record is from RefSeq and is a predicted model, not a curated record. Bases 1 to 237 code for a protein of 78 amino acids. The transcript is spliced from 4 exons.